Symbiodinium natans is the source of this 1572-nucleotide messenger RNA. The record is from the annotation of a GenBank genome assembly. NCBI's taxonomy places the organism in Eukaryota, Dinophyceae, Suessiales, Symbiodiniaceae.
AUGAGUGGUCGCUGUCACAGCCUUACUGCUUUGUUUCACUUCGGGUACACAGCAUGGAAGCAGUUAAUGCACGCUUCGCUGCAAAGUGGCCACUGGGGUAUGGAAGCAGUUGAAGACAUAUCCCCAGGCCACAUUGCAGAGGAGGAGGAGAAGCAAAGCCAGGUCUCCAAAUUGCUUCUGGCCAGUGCAGUAUUGAGGACCUGUAUGGAGGCGGUGCACACUGGGACUGAAUGCUUUUAUGAGGAGAUCGUACGAGCAUUCCCACAAGACCCGUUUGGAGGUUCAUGUACUUUGCCAGCUGCGCUCAGUGAUGGCACGGCCGAUUCGGAUCCCACAAACACCUUGCUCACCAAGCUGCACGAGCUUCGCAAGACCCCGCAGAAGCCCUCGCAUACCAUGACGGAGAACAUCAAGAAGAAGGCACAUGUUGUGACUUGUCGAAAGCCAGCUGGCGGCAACGCCAUCGAGUCCGUUAUCUACAGCAACCCGCGCUUGACGCCGCGCGAUGGUUCUCAAGACGAGUCCUGCUCGCCAGUGUUCGAGGGUGACAAGAAGGGUUGGCUGACCGACAAAGAGAUUGGUGCAGCAGCCUGGCCUGGCAAGGAGCGGGAACUCCAGCCUUGGGCUGCGCCCGGUGAUGAUGACACCUUGGAGGAGCUUUCGGCGCCAGGCCACCACAGCGAGAGUCACUGGGACCAAUUCCGAGCAAAUGCAGAACUCUUUGGAUAUGUCUCCACCUUCAAGGAAGAUCUAUCCCAGUAUUCAACGAUCAUCGAUGUCGCCAAAGUGCCAGCCCACGCACGGAAGAAGGCUGAACGUCUAGCCAGAGAGAUCGAAGUCCGUCACAGUAUUCGAGGUAGCGCUGAUGAAGAAGCCACAGGACGAGAUGAAGAGAGUUUGUUUUCGUCCGUUUCGCAAGGCUGUGCCGGUGUGAAUGGUGUGAGGGACGAUGCUUCUAUGGAUUCAAAGGGCCGAGGGCAACGAGCUGAUGGUCCCGGCAACUCUCAAGAGGAGCAUGACCAUCCCCCAUCUGACGUGGUGCAGAAUGUGAAGAUGCCAGAUGUGCAAGAUGCGCAGAUGAAGGUGACAGGCUCGUUUUUCCAUGUGGACGGGGUUGGGCUGCUUGAUGAGAACCUGGUCCGUUCCAACCCAUGGGUGCUGGACCAAAAUUCUGCAAGAUGCAUGCCGGGAUGCAUGCCAAAUAUGCCUAAUAUGCCUAUGACUUCUGCACCAGGUUUUCUGAGCACCCAACCGAGAAAUGCGGCAAAUGCAGCAACUUCAGUGGAUUCCUGUUUGUCUCCAUCUCCCGUGCUCAGCACUGCGCCGGUGUGUGCGCCGAACGUGUCCAUGGCCAGGGUCCCGCAGGUCUGGCCUGCAGGCACUACCGUCAUUAUUGAUGGGUUGAUGACAUGUCCGACCUUUAAUGGUUUGAAUGGCCUUAUCGACUCCUACGAUGCGGAGACCAACCGCUACAACGUGCAGUUGCCCUUGACGGAUAGCUUCGGUGUCUUCCAGAUUGCCAAGAUCAGGCCUGAGAACCUGAAGUUCUAUCCAAGUCCACGGUGCCAGUGA